GUAUUGGUCAUUCCGUCAUAAUUUAAUUCGUUGUUGUAAGGAAAUCAUCAAAGUUUAGAAAUGGUUUUUGAAAUAACUAUCGCACUUAGUGUUAGUUGUCUCCUUAUUAGUGUGUCAGGACACGGUCGUAUGAUAGACCCACCACAGAGAUCGAGUCUUUGGCGAUUUUAUAAAGGACAAGGUUUCGAAGCGAACUACAAUGACAAUGAACUGUUUUGUGGUGGAUUUGCUAGACAAUUUUAUCAAAACGACGGUAAAUGUGGCACAUGUGGCGAUCCAUAUGACGGAGAGCGUAAAAAUGAGGCUGGUGGAAUAUAUGCUACAGGUUUUAUUGCCAGAAGAUACCAGAAAGGUCAAGACAUUGAGGUCGAGAUUCAGCUGACAGCCAACCAUCUUGGAUCCUUCGUGUUUAAAAUUUGUCCGAAUAACGAUAUAACCACUCAAGUGUCACAGGAAUGUUUAGACCAGAACGUCUUAGAGCUAGCAGGACAACCUGGUGAAACUCGGUACGAACCUGGCAGUGUUGUAGGAUCACAUUAUGUCAAACUGGCACUUCCGGCGGAUAUGACAUGUGAACAGUGCGUACUACAAUGGCAUUAUACUGCAGGAAAUAAUCACAAUGGACCACAGGAAACGUUUAUUAACUGUGCUGAUAUAGCCAUUGACGAUGAAGCUAAUCCUAUUAAUCCAACACCAGUUACUUCUAGGCCACCAACGACCAAAGCUUCAACUCAACCACCACCAUCGACUACCACAAAAUUAACAACUAAGAAACCACUAACAACCACAAAAAAACCAACAACCACAUCAGCUCCGUCUACAAGCAAACCGAAAACUAAAGCGCCGUCUACAACAACAACUUCCUUCACCGGUCAUGUGACUUCGUGUAAAGCAGACGAAAUAAUUGAUUGUAUUGGAGUUGGUGUUUAUGCUGGUCUAGGCUAUGAACGGUGGUGCAAUACCUACUGUGGCGAUCAACAAGAUGCAUGUUCUCCUAAUCUUUGUCAGUGUCGCUGUAUACAGAUGGUCACGUGUAAAGCUAUUGGUGGGUAUGAGACAAUACCUGGUAUGGACCAGUAUUGUGAGGAUGCAUGUCAAUAUGGUUGUAAUCAUCUCAGUUCUAUGUGUUCCUGUGACUAGCUUCAAAUCAUGGAUAAAACAUUUUAUCAUAAAAUUUUUUCCAUAAGUUGGAAUUCUCAAUAAACAGGAAAUUAUAAUAUUUGCACUUUCAGAGGUAGCGGUGUAGCACUUUAUGCAAAACAGGCUACAUCACUUGAAUCCAUGUAUCGCUUUUUUACUUACAAAAUAUAAAUUCAUUUCAAAAUA
Mytilus californianus (California mussel) is the source of this 1326-nucleotide messenger RNA. RefSeq lists its product as uncharacterized. The transcript is spliced from 3 exons. The coding region runs from base 61 to 1140 and encodes 359 amino acids. The record is from RefSeq and is a predicted model, not a curated record. NCBI's taxonomy places the organism in Eukaryota, Metazoa, Mollusca, Bivalvia, Mytilida, Mytilidae.